ACCACCGACAAUUUAGUCUUUGACGAAGUUGAAUGGCGAGCGGGUGUGCAUAGCGGUUGAAUAAGUUACGUAUAAGCGAAUGAAAACGCGCGUAUUUUUGUGAAUUUACCGUUGCGAAUCAAGUGAUGAAAAUUGUUGAAACAAUUGCUUGUAACAAGCAGGCAGCACAACAAUAACAACAACAGCAACAAAUCAAUGUAAAGUGAACAAAGUGUGAAGAAGAAGAAGUGAAUGUUUAUGUGAGUGCGACAAGAUGAGCGAUCAACGGUUAAAUUUGUAAACAAGAAGCGAAAUUCAAACCCGUUAGCUGAGACCAAUUCCAAUUGGAGUAAAAGCAAACAAGCUCAAGUCAAACUAAAGAGGCAUAAUUUAAAAAAAAAAAAAAAAAAAAAAAAAAAAAGAAACAAACAAAUAAAAUGGAGGACGAACUGCGUUGUCCCACCUGCAAGCAGCUGUACGCGAAUCCUGUGCUGCUGCCCUGCUUCCACGCCCUCUGCCUGGGCUGUGCAUUGGAUAUACAGACGCCCUAUACACCGGGCGCUGCAUUGACAGCCGCUGCUGCUGCGGCCACUGGCGCUGCUGGCGUCGGCGUUGGCGCUGUCAGCGGCACCUCAGCUGUUGCCCACAAUGGACAGCAUUCGGCUGCUGGAGCAGCGGCAGCGGUGGGCGGGUCCUCAGCCGGACCGGGCCCGGGCACGGGCACCCGGCACAGUUCACACAGCUCGGCGGCGAGCACCGCCAGCUCGGCCACGGGCAGCGAGAGCGUCACCUCCGACCAGGAUCAGUCGGACAAGGUGAGCAUCUUCAGCGAGGCCGACUCGGGCGUCGUCUGCUGCUCGAACACAUCCCGGCCGGUGUCGUAUGCCGGCACCGGGCAGCUACAGGGCCUGCUCCAGGGCGGCGUGGUGGCGCCACCUGGUGCCGCCUACUGUCUCACCUGCCCGCUGUGCAGGAAGCUCGUGUUCUUCGACGAGGGUGGCGUGCGCAACCUGCCCACCUAUCGCGCCAUGGAGGCCAUUGUCGAUCGCUUCUGUGCCCGCGAGGCGCUGCGCUGCCAAAUGUGCGAGUCCGACCCGAAGGUCGCAUCGCUGAUCUGCGAGCAGUGCGAGAUUCGCUACUGCGACGCCUGCCGGGAGCUCUGCCACCCGGCACGCGGCCCCCUGGCCAAGCACACGCUGGUGAAGCCGCGCGGCGCCGCCCAGCAGCGGGAGUCCGUAUGCGGCGAGCACGAGGAGACCCUCUCCCAAUACUGUCUCAGCUGCAAGAUGCCCGCCUGUGGCCAGUGCAUCGGGGAGCAACGCCAUCAGACGCACGAGGUGCAGUCCAUCAAUGUCACAUGCAAGGCACAAAAGACGGAACUCUCACACAAUCUGCAACAAUUGUCGGAGAAGGCACGUUCCACAACCGAAUUCAUACAGCGGCUCAAAGGCAUGAGCGACAAAGUAACCGAAUCCUGCAUUGAGUUCGAGCGUCUUGUGCACGCCCAGUGCGAGGCGCUCAUUCAGGCCAUACACGACCGACGCGAAUAUCUGCUCGAGGCGAUUCGCAUGGACAAGGAUACCAAAAUCAGAAUACUAAAGGAUCAGCAAUCGAAUUGCACGGGUAAACUGCAGCAGACAACGGGACUCAUUCAGUUCUGCAUUGAGGCAUUGAAGGAGACGGAUAGCGCUGCCUUCUUGCAGGUCGGCUCCAUGUUAAUCAAUCGCGUGGCCAACACAGACAUGACCUGGCACCAGGAGGUCACAAAUGCUGCGCCUCGCGUCUCGCCCAUUGUUGACUUGACUCUGGACGAUGUUGCCGUCGCACGAGCCAUAGACAAUUUGAACUUUAUACAAAUGAAAGUCAAAGAUGAGGAUGAAAGAUGUCCGGCAGCACCCUCGACGCCGACAAUUUUGCCAGCGGAUUGCUCAGCGGAGAACAAUUCUGUGACUGUUGCGUGGCAGCCACCGAGCCAUUGCUUUGUCGAGGGAUAUGUCCUGGAGCUGGACGAUGGCAGCGGCGGCGAGUUCAGGGAAGUUUAUUGCGGCAAGGAAACAAUUUGCACCGUUGACGGUCUCCACUUCAACUCCAUGUACAAUGCGCGCGUGAAGGCCUUCAACAGCGCCGGCGAGGGUGAAUACUCGGAGCUGAUUGGACUGCAAACAGCGGAAGUGGCCUGGUUCACGUUUGAUCCCGUGCUGAGCGGCGGAGCUGGCUCUGGACUAAUCUUUAGCAAAAAUAAUGCCACCGUCUCUGUGGAGGGCUGGGAGCAUCGUGUGGCCCUUGGAUCUGUGGGCUUCUCGCGCGGCGUCCACUACUGGGAAUUCACCAUUGACAACUAUACGGCGGACACGGAUCCGGCAUUCGGUGUGGCCCGCAUCGAUGUGGCCAGGAACAAAAUGUUGGGCAAGGAUGAAAAGUCGUUUGCCAUGUACAUUGAUCGCCAGCGCUCGUGGUUCCAGCACAAUUCCAUACACGAGCGUCGCGUCGAGGGCGGCAUUACCACGGGCAGCACAAUUGGCGUGCUGCUGGAUCUGGAGCGGCACACGCUCAGUUUCCUGGUGAACGAGAUGCCGCAGGGCUCGGUGGCUUUCCGGGAUCUCUAUGGUGUCUUCUAUCCAGCGGUGAGCAUCAAUCGCGGCGUCACCUUGACUAUGCACACGGCUUUGGAUGCGCCCAAAAUGGAUUAUUUCUAGAGAGAGAAAGAGAGAGAGAGAGAGAGAGAGAUGGGAGGAGUAGCGAAUUGUGUACAUAUAGCUUGACAUUUAGUAGUUAUCGGUGUCUAUAUGCAUAUAAACUUAUACUAUGUAGCCUAUAGCAUAAUCUAUAUA
Molecule: messenger RNA, 2810 nt
Organism: Drosophila mojavensis
Lineage: Eukaryota; Metazoa; Arthropoda; Insecta; Diptera; Drosophilidae
Gene: Trim9
Product: E3 ubiquitin-protein ligase TRIM9
Exons: 10
Coding region: 417-2675 (752 amino acids)
Molecular function (GO): zinc ion binding; protein binding
Source: RefSeq, a predicted model, not a curated record